UGAGAAAUAACUACAGGGGUGCAGAUCAUGACCAAAAACAUCAUAACAGAUACAGCAAGUCAUCUGGGCAAAGCAGCAGCAGCAGCAGUCACAAAAAGCGACAUAGAAAACAUCACCAUUCAAGACACACUUCACCUUCGAUGAAAUUGUGCAUAAUGUGGGAGAAGGAGCUUUUGGAAAAGUAGUGGAAUGUAUUGAUCUUACUGGGAGUGGUAAGCGAGUAGCCGUGAAAAUAAUCAAAAAUGUGGAAAGAUAUCGGGAAGCUGCCCAGUCCGAAAUUAAAGUUUUGGAGCAUUUGAGCAGAAAAGAUCCCAAAAACACUUUUCGGUGUGUUCAGAUGCUGGAGUGGUUUGAUCACCAUGGCCACGUUUGCAUCGUUUUUGAACUUCUGGGACUAAGUACCUAUGAUUUUAUAAAAGAAAAUAGCUUCUUGCCUUUUCCUAUGGAUCAAAUAAGAAACAUGGCAUAUCAGAUCUGUAAAUCUAUAAACUUUUUACAUCAAAACCAGCUGACCCAUACAGAUCUGAAACCAGAAAAUAUUCUCUUUGUCCAUUCUGAUUAUGUAGUCAAUUUUAAUCCUACAAAGAAAAGGGAUGAGCGCUAUUUAAAAAAUAGUGAUAUUAAAAUUGUAGACUUUGGAAGUGCUACAUACAACCACGAAUAUCACAGUGCUUUGGUUUCUACAAGACACUACAGGGCUCCAGAAGUUAUACUGGAAUUAGGUUGGUCCCAGCCUUGUGAUGUAUGGAGCAUAGGUUGUAUUCUAAUUGAAUACUACCUUGGUCUAACUGUGUUUCAGACUCAUGACAGCAAAGAACACCUCGCAAUGAUGGAACGAAUACUGGGACCUUUACCACUCCACAUGAUUCAGAAAACGAGAAAACACAAGUAUUUUUAUCAUGAUCGUCUAGAUUGGGAUGAACAUAGUUCUGCUGGCCGAUAUGUUAAGAGACGUUGUAAGCCAUUGAAGGAAUACAUGGUUUCUGACAACAAGGAUCAUCAUCAGUUAUUUGAUCUUAUCCAAAGAAUGUUGGAGUAUGACCCUGCUAAAAGAAUAACGCUUGAAGAAGCAAUGAAACAUCCAUUUUUUGAACUGUUAAAAUUUUAGUUAAACAAAAGAGCUUGAGGCAUUUACACUGCAAGAUUUGUAACUGGUUUACUAUGUAUUUAUUUUAUAUCGAUCUCAAGUCAAGUUAAUGUAUUUUAAAAAAAACAUUUCUGUAAAUUAAAUGUGUACAUAUUCUCUGUAUAUUUUGAGUGACUGUGUGCUAGUGAAUAUAGCAUCUGAGCUGUCAGGAUGCACCAAAUCAAAGAUUUUUUUUUUUUUUUUUUUUGGGUGCAGGAUAAGGCCAAAUCUGAACCCUCGGUCAUGUGACUAAAGCGCUGGACAACUGUAUGCAACAUUUUUUUGUGAUGCAAAUUGUGUAAUAUUUUUCAGAACUGAUUAUGCAAAUGAGGGUUCAGAUUCAGUUCGGCAUUCGGUAUUACGUGGAAUUAUGGAUCUGGCACACCCCCUUGUCACAAGUGCAUAAUAAUUCUGUUGUAUAUAGUACAGUUUGUAACAUAAUGCUUUUACAAACCUCGGAGGUUGAUAUUUCUUUACUUAGUAAAAGAAAACCUUCUGUUUAUUAAA
Molecule: messenger RNA, 1633 nt
Organism: Xenopus laevis (African clawed frog)
Lineage: Eukaryota; Metazoa; Chordata; Amphibia; Anura; Pipidae
Gene: clk1.L
Product: CDC like kinase 1 L homeolog
Exons: 10
Coding region: 338-1108 (256 amino acids)
Biological process (GO): regulation of RNA splicing
Cellular component (GO): nucleus
Molecular function (GO): transferase activity; nucleotide binding; protein tyrosine kinase activity
Source: RefSeq, a predicted model, not a curated record